Molecule: messenger RNA, 7718 nt
Organism: Nerophis ophidion (straightnose pipefish)
Lineage: Eukaryota; Metazoa; Chordata; Actinopteri; Syngnathiformes; Syngnathidae
Gene: clasp1a
Product: cytoplasmic linker associated protein 1a
Biological process (GO): mitotic spindle assembly
Cellular component (GO): spindle microtubule; cytoplasmic microtubule; mitotic spindle
Molecular function (GO): microtubule binding; kinetochore binding
Source: RefSeq, a predicted model, not a curated record
GCCGAGUGCGCCUGCGCACGACGAUCCCAUUCUUGUGCUGCAGGCAGCAUUCCGGGUGGAGAGAAAAGGACAUUUAGGCCGUCAACCUUUACAAAGCACAUUAGCAGAGUGUGUGUCUACAACCACAAGAGACCUUUAAACAAACUAUGGGCUCUCGAGGGCAGAUCCCAGGAAAAGACACGGAUAUGUAAUCUGGCCACCAUCCUACUCCUCCUUUGCUGCUCCCCUAAAGUACCCUUUCCAACACUUAGCAGUGGUGAGAAGUCAGCGCUCCCCAGCUGCUGCGCGGGCACACAUGGUGCAUAGCUACCAUUCCCACAGCCCAACUACAUCAGUCUCGAGGGCACAGCCACUAGCUAGCUAGUGGGCUAGCCGUUCCCACUUCAGGACGGACGGUCUUUUGGAAGAAACUACAAACUUGUCUCGGCUCAUUGUUCAAAAAGCCAGUUGAGUUUAGUGUGAUUGACAGAGGCAAAUAAGGAGACAAUUAAAAGGCUGAUGGAGGCCAACAUGGAGAGCUGCCUGGCCCACGUCCUGCAAAAAGAUGUGGGCAAGCGCCUACAGACGGGCCAAGACAUCAUUGACUAUAUCUUGGACAAAGACAAGUCUCGGGACCUUGAACAGGACCAGACUGCUCUUGAUAAGAUGGUGGAUGGCAUCGCAAGCUCUUGGGUCAAUUCCAGCAAUUUCAAGGUGGCUCUCCUCGGCUUGGACAUGCUCGCUGCUUUACUGACCAGGUUACAAGAACGCUUUAAAGCUCAGGUGGGAACAGUUCUGCCCAGUCUUAUUGAUCGAUUGGGGGAUUCAAAAGACCAAGUGAGAGAACAGGACCAAGCACUGCUGUUAAAGAUCAUGGAACAAGCUGCAACUCCGCAGUUUGUUUGGGACCGAAUGCUGGGAGGCUUCAAACAUAAGAACAACAGGACAAGAGAAGGAGUGUGCCUUUGCCUUAUUGCCACAUUGAAUAUGUAUGGAGCAAAUGGCCUGACGCUCAGUAAGAUUGUUCCUCACAUAUGUAACCUAUUGGGGGAUCCCACCAGUCAGGUUCGAGAUGGCGCUAUGAGUAGCCUGGUGGAGAUCUACAGACAUGUGGGAGAAAGAGUCAGGAUGGACCUCAGCAAGAAAGGCCUGCCUCAGUCACGCUUGAAUGUCAUCUUCAGCAAGUUUGAUGAAGUUCAACGAUCCGGGAACAUGAAUCCCUCCUCUGGAUCAGAUAAAAACUUUGAAGAUGAGGACUCUGUUGAUGGAGGCCGGUCCUCCUCGUCGUCAUCCUCUAAAGCCCUUCCUGGUGGUAGGAAGCCUGUUAUAACUUCUGCAAGAAGACCCAGCUCUGCAACUACAGCGAAGACCACAGGUAAAGAAGCAGGUGCCGGUGCUGUUGAUGAAGAGGAUUUCAUCAAAUCAUUUGAAGAUGUGCCCUCAGUUCAGAUUUACUCCAACAGGGAGCUGGAGGAGCAGCUGAGUAAGAUCAGAGAAAUUCUAUCAGAUGACAAACACGACUGGGAGCAUCGAGUGGUAGCGCUGAAAAAGGUUCGCUCAUUGAUGAUGGCGGGUGCAGCAGAGUACGAGGGUUUCCCUCAGCAGCUGCGUCUACUGGAGGCGUCGCUCAAACUGUCGGCGAAAGAUUUGCGCUCACAGGUCGUCCGCGAGGCCUGCAUCACUUUGGGACAUUUGUCAUCCCUGCUGGGUAACAAGUUUGACCACGGGGCAGAAAGCAUCAUGCCCAUCCUGCUCAACCUGGUGCCCAACAGUGCCAAAAUCAUGGCGACGUCCGGAAUGGCUGUGAUCCGUCUAAUCCUGCGGCAUACACACUACCCGCGUCUUAUCCCCAUCAUUACAAGUAACUGCGCCUCCAAAUCAGUCGCAGUCAGACGACGCUGUUAUGAGUUUUUAGACUUAAUGCUGCAUGAGUGGCACACAAACACACUGGAAAGACAUGUUGCUGUCCUCACUGAAACCAUCAGGAAAGGAAUCCAUGAUGCUGAUUCUGAGGCUAGGUCCAUUGCCAGGAAAUGUUACUGGGGCUUUCAUGGUCACUUUAGCCGUGAGGCAGAGCACCUGUUCCAAGCGCUGGAGUCCACGUAUCAGAAAGCACUGCAGACUCACCUGAAGAGUUCCGACAGCAUUGUUUCUUUACCCCAAUCAGAUCGUUCCUCGUCGUCUUCACAGGAGAGUCUAAAUCGACCACUGUCUGUGAGGACAGUCAUUGGUGGCAGCUUAGCAAGAACUAAGAUAGUGAGCACCCGCUUACCACUUACACCAGGUGCUCUCCAACGUUCCCGUAGCGACGUGGAUGUAAACGCUGCCUCCAGCGCCAAGUCCAGGGUGUCCACUGUUCCAGCAUCCUCACCAUUCAGCUCAGCAGCCGCCCUUCCCCCUGGAUCUUAUGCUUCUUUAGGUCGUGUGCGUACCAGAAGGCAAAGUUCUGGGAGUGCAAGCAGCUCCAGUACAUCAUUGGUGGACCGUAGAGGGCGCAGUCGAGCCAAAGUGGUGUCCCAGUCCCAGCGAUCCAGAUCAGCCAAUCCCAUCAGUGCUGGCAGUCGCUCCAGCUCCCCAGGAAAGCUGCUUGGACACGGCAGCCACCGUCGCGUCCCUCGCACCACAGUGUCCCUGUCCAACACGCCAGCUGACAAGCGCAGCAGGAUCCCUCGCAGCCAAGGAUGCAGCCGAGAGACUAGCCCGAGUCGCCUUGGCUUAGCCCGGAGCCGCAUUCCCCGUCCCAGCAUGAGUCAGGGUUGCAGUCGUGAUACUAGUCGCGAGAGCAGCCGUGACACCAGCCCUGCCCGAGGCUUCACUCCUCUGGCCUCUCGACGUCACUCCCGUUCAACCAGUGCUCUCACAGCCGACCCCAAUGGCCAGUCAGAUCGCUAUGGGUUGAUCCACCAAGCAAGAAUCUCAGCGUCAGUAAAUGCAAUGAGGGUCCUUAACACUGGAACUGAGGUGGAAGCCGCAGUUGCUGAUGCUCUGAGGAAGCCAAUGAGGCGGCGGUACGAAUCACCAGGAAUGUACUCUGAUGAUGACGCCAACAGCGACGCAUCAAGUGCCUGCUCAGAGCGCUCUUAUGGCUCAAGAAACGGCGUCAUCCCACAUUACCUUCGCCAGACUGAGGACGUGGCGGAGGUUCUUAACCACUGUGCCAGUUCCAAUUGGUCCGAACGAAAGGAGGGUCUUCUGGGACUUCAGAAUCUGCUCAAGGGUCAAAGAAUAUUGAGUCGAGUGGAGCUGAAGAGACUUUGUGAAAUUUUCACAAGAAUGUUUGCAGAUCCACACAGCAAGAGAGUGUUCAGCAUGUUCCUGGAGACUCUUGUGGAUUUCAUCACGGUGCACCGAGAGGACCUGCAGGACUGGCUGUUUGUCCUGCUCACCCAGCUGCUGAAAAAGAUGGGUGCAGACCUGCUUGGUUCAGUGCAGGCCAAAGUCCAAAAAGCUUUGGACAUCACAAGAGAGUCUUUCCCGUUUGACCAGCAGUUUAAUAUUUUAAUGAGGUUCAUUGUGGAUCAGACACAGACCCCAAACCUGAAGGUGAAGGUGGCCAUUUUGAAGUACAUUGAGUCUUUGGCGCGGCAAAUGGACCCGACAGAUUUUGUCAACUCCAGCGAGACUCGCCUGGCCGUCUCUCGCAUCAUCACCUGGACCACUGAACCCAAAAGCUCUGAUGUCAGGAAGGCUGCCCAGGUGGUGCUGAUUGCCUUGUUUGAGCUCAACACGCCAGAGUUCACCAUGCUGCUGGGAGCACUGCCCAAGACCUUCCAGGACGGUGCCACCAAAUUACUGCACAACCACCUAAAGAACUCAAAUAACGGCAGCAGCAGCGUUGGGUCUCCAAGUAACACGAUUGGUCGCACGCCACCUCGCCACACGCCGAGUAGAAGUAGCCCACUCACCUCUCCAACUAACUGCUCACAUGGAGGACUUUCGCCAAGUCGGUUAUGGGGUUGGGGUGUCGACGGACUGGCAAAGCAACCCCCCGCCCUUACUCCUCUUCCUCCGCCUAACUCCAACCCUGCUGCUCCUUCUUUCAGGGUCCUGCGUAGAGCUCCCUCACCCAGCAUGAUGGAGUACGACACUGAGAACAUGAACUCGGAGGAUAUCUACAGUUCCCUGCGUGGCGUCACAGAGGCCAUCCAGAGCUUCAGCUACCGCAGCCAAGAAGAUCUGAAUGAGUCUAUCAGACGAGAGGGCAAGCGAGAUGAUGCGGCUGGGAGAGAAGGAAUAUCGUCUAGUCCUGCUUCUGAUGUUCGCCCGGGAUCAGAUGCACAGGAAGUGGGUCGCACUGCUUUGGACAACAAGACAUCGUUGCUCAACACACCAUCACCACGCUCAUUUUCCGGGCCCAGGAGUCGGGAAUUUGCUCCUUACGGCCACGGAGAAACCAUCUGCACCUACGACAAGAGCGCCCUUAAGGAGGCAGUGUUUGAUGACGACGUGGAACAGUUCCGUGACUUUGGUCAGGAUCAUUCAGACAUGGUUGCUGACCUUCUGAAGGAGCUGUCCAAUCACAAUGAGCGCUCUGAUGAACGUAAGGGUGCCUUGGUGGAGCUACUGAAGAUCACGAAAGACAAUAGCCUGGCUGUGUGGGAUGAACAUUUCAAAACUGUCCUCCUCCUCCUGCUUGAAACACUGGGAGAUAAAGAUCACACAGUCCGAGCCUUGGCGCUGCGUGUGUUGAAAGAAAUAUUACGGAAUCAACCGGCCCGCUUCAAGAAUUAUGCAGAACUAACAAUCAUGAAGACCUUGGAGGCACACAAAGAUUCUCACAAAGAGGUGGUGCGUGCGGCUGAGGAGGCGUCUUCAACACUGGCAGGAUCAAUUAAUCCUGAACAAUGUAUCAAAGUUCUGUGUCCUAUUGUACAAACUGCUGAUUAUCCAAUCAACUUAGCUGCCAUCAAGAUGCAAACUAAAGUCAUUGAACGCGUCACCAAGGACUCACUAGUGCAGUUGCUGGCUGACAUCACUGGUCUGUUGCAGGGCUACGACAACACAGAAAGCAGCGUUCGUAAGGCCAGUGUGUUUUGUCUGGUGGCAAUCUACUCUGUAAUUGGUGAGGACCUCAAACCUCACUUGGCACAGCUGACAGGCAGCAAGAUGAAAUUAUUAAAUUUGUACAUCAAGAGAGCUCAGACGACAAACAGCAACAGCAGCAGUUCUUCUGAUGUCUCCUCCCACAGUUAACAACUUUGCUCAUCUUCAACAAUAGGUAGAACACGUUCAUACCUCUUCAACCAAAUGUACAAAUCAAUUACUUCAUUAGAAAAUAUAUGUACAAAAAAGCAUCACUCUUGUAGUUUAUUUGAAGUAAUUUUAAGUUAAUUAAGAAACAAAACACUAUUGUAUUCUUCUUUUGAGCUUUUUUUUCUUCUUAAGAGUUGGGCGAGACCACAAGUAUACACGCGUGCAAGCACACAUACACACACACACACACACACACAAACGCACACACACUUUGUUGACUGGCAUGUACAAAGUAUUAGCUUACUAAAAACUGUGAAUUAGUUGUGACGAUGCAAACGCAGUAUUCUCCUGUGUGUACCACCAAUAAUUAAGUCGUACUUUGUAAAUACACCUGUAGGAUUCUGCUUGGCAACGUGUGGCUUGCUGAUGUCAAUCAUUUCUACCUUUUAUUUGGCGUAAAAUAUUCCCAUUUUUGUGGACAAAAAAAAAAAGGAAAACUCUUGAAUUUUUUUUUUUUUAAUUCAGCAUCAAUUUAAGAUGAAACUGUCCAAACUUUUUACAGCCAAUAAAAAAAUUACUAAAACCUGGAUGGCGUCCAUUUUGAUAAAAUACAAAAAAACCUAAUCCAAUGUAAGUGAAGCAGUUAAAUAUACCUAACCUUCUAAAUAUAUUUUUAUUUACUAUUUCCUUCAUCUAAAAUGUAUUUAUUUAAUUCUCAAUGUUCGUGUGUGUGGGGGAGCGGGGUAAAUUUAUUUUGUAAGUUAUUUUUAUUUUGAAAAAUUUAAAUGAUUCCUAGCUCAUGAGAUUUUUUUUUGAUUUUUUUAUUUAUUUAAAUGCCUUUAACUGUAUUUGAUCUCACAUCUAAUAUAUUUAAUUUAAAUAUUUUGUAGGUGCAUACAAAAUAAAAUGCCUUCCUAUUUAUUUAACCCAUCUGAAACUUUAAUGAAUGAAUAUUCUCCAAAUCCAUACAGUAUAAAAAAGGCCUUUAUAAUUGUAUAUUAUGAUCUUAAAUCUGAUAUUGUCUUUUCACUAGGUACAUUAAUAAAAAUAGAACCCAAAACAUUUUGUCUAAAUAAAUAGGUAAAAAUCCCUAUAUGUGAUUUUAAUACAUGUUUAUGUUUCCUUGUUACAAAAAUAUUAAAUAAGCCAAUAUAUUAUAUAUAUUUGGGGGGAGGGGGGGGCAAAUGUAUUUAUAAUUUUGAAUAACCUCAAAUCAAAAAGUUUUUUGAUUUGAGUUUAUAAACAAUUAUAAAGAUUUAAUAAAUUAAUGUAUUGCCAGAUUUUAUAAAUAUCACAAAAGCUAAUAACUUAGAAAAAAUUUAGAAAAUGUAUUAUUUAGAUUAUACAUGCAUACCCAUUUUUUUUUUUUUUUUACAUAGCAAACCACUUUUUUUCAUAACGUGUGAAUAUUUUCCUUUUUAUUGAGUUCUUGAUUACAUUCUAAUGCAGACUGUUUUGUUUAUUUUUUUUCCAUCUUAAAUGAAAAAAAAAAUCACUUUAGCCUGGUCUGCUGUUAACACCACAGUUCUAUUUUGGCACUUAAAAUUGGCCCAUCCCCCUGCAAAUUACACACUGGUAAAUUUGGUACGGCUUUUGUACCAGAUUUUGGACACGCUUAACUUAAAGCAGGAGUGUCCAAAGUGUGUCUGACAGCUCAAGUUUUGUUGGCCCGCACAUAUUGUCGAAAAUAAAUUUAACAAAAAAAACAUAAUUUAAUGCAAAAAAGCAGAAUGUUUGAUAAUAGUUUCAAUAAUGUUAUUAAUAAGUAUUAUUACGCUUUGUCACUUAUAACACAAACCUGACACAACAUUUUUUUUAGCAGACAUUUUAGUUUUUUUGAAAAUGGUCCCAUGCUAUGACUUUGCAGUAUGUGGCUGUUGGUGGAAAAAGUUUGGACACAACUGAUUUAUGGAGAUGAAUGUGUCUUUUUAUACAACCCCAAAAAUAUUUGCAAACAAAAACUAUAUUUGAAAUUAAAACAAAAUAUUUCCAAACCCAAAAUGUUGGUUACAAAUAUUUUUUUGGUUACGACCUAUUUUAUUUUUAGUUGCAAGUCUUUUUUAUUUUUAUUUUUUUUAUUUUUGCUGGGCCGCCCGCUAAACAAUACAAGGCAAGCAAAACUUUUUGUUUGUUAGAAAAUGUUUUGGUUUCAUAAAAAGACAUGUUUUUCUCCAUAAGUAAGUCAUUACGAUGUCAAAAGAUAUGAAAAAGUGUAAAACGUUGAAGUCAGCAUUAUUCAAUAUAAUGGUUACUUUGGUGCCUUUGAGCAACAAUCUUCAUCAAAAGAAGAACUUUUAGUUGAAAGAUUUUUGAUUUUCUAAUCAAUGAAUGUUUUCUUACUUUCUUCCAUCGCAUGUUGGAUCACAUGCAACAUGGACGCCUUCUUAAUGUACAUGCCAGCUCUUUGGAUAUCUUUUCAUAUUUCUGAGAUUUCAAUAUUUUUAUUUAUUUGAUGAGUCAUGCUAACAUGUGCAUGAUGAUGACAUCACUGCUGGACUUGCAACAAUGGAAAUAAAAUGUUUCAGUAAUAAACAGACUGAAGAUUU